GAGCGCCUAUUUAUCUCUUCAACCUCUUUGUUCUUCGUGUAGCAUCUGUCCUGUCUUCGGCCGUCUAUUAACUUAAACAACACUUACGCAAAAACGUCUCGCGAUAAGGACUUGGAAGGGAAAAAAUGUAAAAGACACGAGCGUUAUGCAGAAGACCCUCUAUAUAUAAAACACCACUGUGCAAAACGGGACCUCACUUAAGUGUCUCUAUAUUUGACUGAAGUCUUGGCAUUCUUUGAUGCUACGUCUCACCUUCAAGGUGGCCGUACAACGCUUCCUUUGAGUGUCAAGAAAUCGACUAUACCGUUAAACAUUUGGCGAUAAAAAUCUUUGCUUAUGGAUUACUAAUGUAAAGUAAAAUUUAUAGAUCACUGAUUCAACGUGAAAAACUUAACAUGCGUAGAUUCCAUUUCAAAAGCUAAAAGAAGAUUUGCCGACGAAGAAUUUUAAUAUAUAGAAAUCAAGUAAUUAAAACACAUAUAAGACUACUUCGAUAUGAAAUCAACUGAAACUCUCUGGAUUAUUUCUGAUUUUAGAGGAAAUGUUUAAUAAAAGCGUGCUGGACUAAAAAGUGACAACCGUUAAAAGGAUCAGUGUGGUGUCAAAGUUACAACCAAAGAAUUUUGCCAAUAAACCAAAGAAAUUUGCUUUAAAAUUAAAAUUAGUUUAUCUGUUUACAUUUAAUCUGUUGUAUCGGUUUUCUUUAAAAAAUAUUUCAUUGCUUUGUCGGUUAGAAAUUGAAAGUACUCAGAACUUGAAACUAAUGAAACCGGCUUAACUUCAUAACAGAUACUGCUGCAAAUCGCUUUUGUUAUUAAUACAAGAGGUCUGUAACAUGGCCCUUAACCAUGUCAGGUCGACUUUUUUUGUGAUAAGCACCCUCUUUAUUUGCCUGAUAGAUGGAUAUGUCAUCCAGACUAAUAUCACCGAUUACCAAGACUCUAACAAUUCUACAACAGAAUAUCAUGGAAUAAGUGAUCCUCUUUUGUUUUUGGAUAGUUUCAUUGUAGGAGAUGUUUCUGCUCUCAAGAAAACAUUCAUUGAGAAAAGAGAGAAAAAAAUUGUGAAGAGGAGCAUUGCGCAUUCGCAUGUACCACAGUACAUGCUAGAUGUGUACAAUCGUUUGACGAAUAAAGGGCUACAGCUGAAAUUUGAUACAGCAAGGAGUUUCUGGAGUUCUCGAUUGCCUUUCGAUGAGAAGCCAUAUAAAGAUCAAUUUCACUACAAUUCGCAUACACAUUCUCAUCAAUUGGUAUUUGAUCUUCUUCAUUUUCCAGACACGGAAGCUAUUCUCUUCGGCCAGUUGAGGAUACAGAUAUCUCCUCUGCAGAACUUUAUAACGAACAGCAAUAUAUUCAACAUCGAGUUCUACAAAUUUUCAGAGAUCUCCAGCCGUCUAUUAACAACAAAAUCGAUAAACUUAAAAGAGGAAUUACUACUUACAGUAAAUGUUACAGAAUUUCUCAUAGAAUCUUUGAAAAACAAGGAGAAGAUGCUUCUUGAACUUGUGGUUCCACAAGAAAUUUCACCUUUUCUUGAUCUUGAUGCCUUUUCAACGUAUGGGCCACAGUUGCUUGUGUUAUCUAAAACACUGACGAAGUCAACAGAUGAAGAUGAUAAAAUAUUCACCAGAAUGAAAAGAUCUUUGGAAGAAUUCAGAAGAAAUUUUAACAAUCAAACUGUUUUUCAAAAUACUGAAAAUGUGAAAGAAUUCAAUGCAUUAGUGCGAAACAAAAGCAAAGGUUCUUUCGAAGAGCAUUAUCGAAAAAGGAGGAGUGAAGACGAAGAUGAGGAAUCUGAAGAGCAAAGCAAUUAUAUAGUUGAAGAACUAGGGAGGAUCAGAAAAGGGAAGCUCAAGAGGAAAAAGAAUCCUUGCAGAAGGAAACCCCUUCACGUCAACUUUGCAGCAAUUAACUAUGAUCAAUGGAUUAUAGCGCCACCAAGCUACGAGGCUUUUGAAUGUACAGGAAAAUGCUCAUUUCCUAUGAGUGCGCACUUGGCACCCACGAAACACGCCAUCAUCCAAACCUUGAUGCACAGUCUUGAGCCAAAACAAGUGUCCAGAGCGGCUUGUGUCCCUUCCAAAUUAACACCCAUUUCGAUUCUUUAUGUGGAUGAUGACGGUGUGGUCACCUACAAAUAUGAUUACGAAGAUAUGGUUGUAGCUGAAUGUGGGUGCAGAUAAUGAAUUGAAAGAUUAAAAGGGGUUAAGACACUUGAUUUUAUCAAAAAAAUUGUUUCUCCUUCGCUAGUUUUUCAAAAAAUGUAAACACUUCUGUUUUAAAAGUAGACUAAAUCUAUUUAAUAUGAUAAUUGGAUGCCUGCAAGUAACGUCAUUGUAGGUAAACCGCCAUUUGUUGAUUCAGAAACCAAUCAGGUUCGAUGCACACGUGUAACGUCGCUUAUACGUAUCCAAUUAAAUCACAUGGUUAGCCAUAAUCACUUCACUUCUUCUCUAUUUGCAAUGUUUAAUUAUUGAAAAUGUUUAAUUACUCUGGGGAACAAUUUUUUUUUUCUGUAGUACGAGAUUUUUUAACAAAUGCUUAGCUUAUUGCUAAUCUGAAAUCUUUUUCCCCCUACGAGCCAUAAUUUUUAAGCAAUUUAACAACAAUAUAGUCCGAACCAGGAUUAUUUUUAAAUCCACUCUACUGAGGGAAGAAAGCGAUAACACAUUUCAGUAUCAGUUUAUGAUACGAUACGCUAAGAUCAUAUGUUAUUUUCAAAGGGGCAGAUUUAUUUGCAUAUAAUCCUCUUUAAAAACAUUCAUACAUAAAAUAAACUAAACCAAAAAUAUAAUUGUGAAAAAAGUCUUUCGGAAGAAAACUAAUUUCGGAUUUGAAAUCCUCCCUACCGAAUUAGUUUAAAUGAAACUUAAUAUAUGUUAUUUAAGCUACUCUAACCUAUACAGAGAGUACACUUGCUUUAUACUUUUAGAAUCCUUGCAAAAAUGAAGAGUUGUUGCUGUAGUUUAUUUACGUCUGCACAAUGGGUUAUUGGCGACGGUGACAACCUGCGCGUGAAGACGAGCACUUUACGGUUUAACGAGGACCAAUACCGCACAUCCUCGGUCCCUAAGCAGACUGAACCAAGUGGUCACUGACCGCAGCCAGUGAUGCUGACCAUAACUAAACGAUCAGUCCACUGCGAGACAGCAAAAAUGAAGAAUAAUGAGCAAAAAAAUAAACAGAUUAUCCUAUAUAACUUUUGCUCUAAUGAUAAGAUCUUCAGGUUCUGGGACUUAAUCUUGGACAUGAGCUCAAAUAUGCAAAUUAAUUAGCGCAGAUGAUAUUUUAGGUUACAAAAUCAGUCACAAAAACGUACUUUUUUCUGAAUAAACGGAAAUUCUUUUUUGAUGGAUUGGGAUUUCUGACUUUUGAAAUAUAGGGAGUAGCCGUAAUCUGGGAAAUAUGGUUCCAUAGUUUAGUAAGGAGUUUGGACCCCUUUAUGGCAUUUUUUUUUUUUUUUUGCGUAUUUCACUAAAACUCGAGAACUUUAUACGCGAAUUUAAAGCUUUUUGUACUCAGUUGUAAAUUUUUAUAUAUAAAGAUUAUCCCAUACAAAAUAUAACUUUUAGUAAAUUAGUUAUUUAAUGAUAGUAAAAAAAUUUGAAUUGUAAGGUAAACAAUUUUUUAUAUCAUUUUAAUGAAUGCAAUUUUUAAUUGGCAAAAUUUGAGUGAAAUUGGUCGAAUAGUUCCUGAGAAAUCAAAUUUUUUCAAAUAAUGUUCAGGUGAGGAAAAAACUAAACCGAUAUCAAAAUGCUUUAAAAAUACAAAAUCUGGGAAAAAGGAAAAAAGUUGCAAUAGUUUUAAACGCAUUAAGUUCAGUCUAGCAAUGAAACAGGUUUUCCCGUUUUUAAACUCCUUCUCCUGAAAAGCGAUUCGUCAGAACGUUUUGGUUUCUUUCUGAAUUAGAUAUUAAAUUUGCGUUCCCUAAUGUGUUCACUUUCUUAUAAAAACAAGCACAACCCUCAUUUUAUUACAGAAUAUAAAAAUUGAAACGAAUUGUUUCACAUAGCCACCCUUCUGUUUAUUGUUUUAUAUUAAACCCAAACGGUCUGAUAAGAACUUGUGACAAAAAUAGUUUUAAAAAAUUAUGACUAACUUCAAGAACUCUUGGUCAAAAAACUUUCUAGCACUUGCAAGGGAUAAAAAAAAUAUUUGUUAAUCCAAUUAAUGCGAUACAAGUAAUUAAUUUCAAAUAAUUAUAACGCAACAUCAUCCAUAAGUCGAAUUGCUAAAAAAAAUACAAGUGUCUUAACUCCUUAAGGCAUUGUUUUUAUUUAUUAAAUUUAUUUAGAGAGAUUUUGUAGAAUACUUUAAAAAAAAAAAAGAUUUCCAAAUUUUUCAAAAUGGC
This is a messenger RNA of Parasteatoda tepidariorum (common house spider), 4353 nucleotides long. RefSeq names its product dorsalin-1. Gene Ontology annotation, molecular function: growth factor activity; cytokine activity. Gene Ontology annotation, cellular component: extracellular region. The record is from RefSeq and is a predicted model, not a curated record. NCBI's taxonomy places the organism in Eukaryota, Metazoa, Arthropoda, Arachnida, Araneae, Theridiidae.